Molecule: messenger RNA, 786 nt
Organism: Fonsecaea erecta
Lineage: Eukaryota; Fungi; Ascomycota; Eurotiomycetes; Chaetothyriales; Herpotrichiellaceae
Exons: 1
Coding region: 1-786 (261 amino acids)
Biological process (GO): ribose phosphate biosynthetic process
Molecular function (GO): sedoheptulose-bisphosphatase activity
Source: RefSeq, a predicted model, not a curated record
AUGUCGGACAAAGACGCAGCCACCCCACGACUAUUUCUCAUACGUCACGGUAAGACUGCCUCUCCUCUUCCUCAACCACUCGCAUCUUUCAAGCUUACGCCUACUGCCCCUCUAGGUGAAACGGAAUGGUCUCGUAAUGGGCGAUUCACGGGCAUUUCCGACAUUCCCCUUCUCCCCGAAGGCGAGGAGAAGGUCCGCCAAACCGCCUCAGUGGUGUUUGGUCCUGGACGCUUGAUCGACCCGAGCAAAGUCUCUCACAUCAUCUGCAGCCCGAGACAACGUGCCCAACGGACCCUGCAGCUCCUCCUGGACCAGAUCACAGACCCCGGCACACGCACGGCGCUUACCGACAAGGUCAACACAACCGAAGACAUCGCGGAAUGGGGUUACGGCGACUACGAAGGCCUCUUCCUGCAUCAGAUCCAAGAACUUCGCAAAUCUCGGGGCUUGGACCAGGAUCGACCCUGGAAUAUCUGGCGGGACGGGUGCGAGGGACCAGGAGGCCACACGCCCGGCCAGGUCACAGAGCGACUUGACCAGUUGAUUGCGCAGAUCACCUCGAUCCACCGGCAAGGGUUGCAGACGGGUGAUCGGAAAUGCGACGCUGUGGUAGUCGCGCAUGGCCACAUCCUCCGAGCCUUUGUAAAAAGGUGGCUGGGGCUUGACAUGGCCACAAAGAUGGAAAUGAUGCUGGAACCUGGUGGCGUCUGCGGGUUGAGUUACGCUCACCGAGACGUCGAGGCCCGGGCAGUCCUUGUAGGCAUGAGUUUCCCGGGGCCUGCAUGA